This is a messenger RNA of Uranotaenia lowii, 1313 nucleotides long. RefSeq names its product odorant receptor 22c-like. Gene Ontology annotation, cellular component: plasma membrane. The transcript has 4 exons. NCBI's taxonomy places the organism in Eukaryota, Metazoa, Arthropoda, Insecta, Diptera, Culicidae. The coding region runs from base 188 to 1114 and encodes 308 amino acids. The record is from RefSeq and is a predicted model, not a curated record. Gene Ontology annotation, molecular function: odorant binding; olfactory receptor activity. Gene Ontology annotation, biological process: sensory perception of smell; detection of chemical stimulus involved in sensory perception of smell.
UUCCUCGGAGGUUGUUUCCGGAAUCCGCUGGAAGUGCUCCCGGUCGGGAUGCAAACCAUGCAGCUGAUUGGGCUGUGGGGUGAACCCUGGAAGGCCAUCAAGUUUGCCAUCAUCGCCUCCUGGAUGGCGUUCAUGUUCGUGGGACCGAAAACAACGCUCGAAUUUGGAGGAGAGAUCUUAUGUGCGGAUGAUCACUAUAUUGCAGGAUUCCUUCCGGGAGUGUGCUGCCGAUGGACAACCUGAGGCUUGCAGGGUAGCAAUCCUGGCCUUUAAUUGGAAGAUAUUUCGGUAUUCGAGGAUCUACGCCUGUUUCAUCGGGAGUUGUUUGAUCUUCUACGUUCCGCUUCCGAUGACGGCUACGUUUGUCAACUAUUUUAGCGCAAUGCAGACCAAUGGAUCGGUAGAGUUCGUUCUACCGUUGGAAAAUCAGUUCUACUGGUUGGACAUUCGCAACAACAUCCGUCAUUACGUGAUCUAUAUGAGUAUGUUGACCCCGGCUGUUUGUGCCUCGGCUUGUCUUAGCACCGUUAAGGGAACAGUUUUGUUCACAAUCAUCCGAUACGGAGCGACACUUUUUGAACUUGUUUCGUUGAAGAUUCAAGCACUGGGUGCUUCCUUCAAGGAUGGCUUGGAAGAUGAUAUAAACAAGAGUAACGAACGCCAUCAAGAACUACAGGAGAUCAUUCAACUUCAUCAACGGGCUCUGGAGUACGCUAAUCUGCUGGAAAGCACCAUGCAACACAUCCUACUGUCACAAUUUGUCAACUGUAUGCUCAUCUCUUGUCUGAUGAUGUUCUACAUUUCGAGUACCUACGGUCCGAAUGUCGUCAAUAUGGUGAUCUUGUUUGCCGUCCUGAUGGUGGAAGUGUUUGCUUACUGCUUCAGUGGCAACGAACUCAGCGAGAAAGCUGCUUCGGUGGCCAACGUUAUCUACUGCUAUCCGUGGUACCGUGAGCCGGUCCAGAUUCAGAAGCAGAUUCGACUGAUGAUUCAGCGCAGCCAGCGGAAGGUUGGCAUCACUGCCGCCAAAUUCUACUUUGUGGAUAUCGUCCGAUUCGGACAGGUUGUGCAGGCUUCGUACUCGUACUAUCUGAUUCUGAAGGAGAGGUUUUAAGCUGCUGUUUUGUGCUGAAUUCCUGAGAGAUAUUAUUAAUCUUCAUAUAAUUAGAAUUUGGAAUUAGUAAAAAUCUUAAGAUAAAAGUUGACAUUGUCCUCAGAAGCCUUUCGAGGAUGGCUUCAUAUAGGCUAUGAUAAUUUUUCUUCAAUGGAGACCGUCAAAAAUGGGUUGAUCAAGCUCGGAUGAUCACUCCUCA